AUGACAGCCAUUCAGAAUAUAUCAAAGUCAUUGUGUCGUAAAGUGGGGACCUCACAACAGGUGGCCAUGAGGAGAGAUCUGAUGGACGUCAGUGGAAUGAUACAAAAUCAAAUAAUAAGCGGAGAGUACAGUAUGAUGUUGAGUGGAAGUCGCAGAGAAGGAUUUAGACUGAAAGAAUCAGAUAUGGACAUUAUGAUAUGGCCAAAUAAUCACCGUGUGAUCUGGGAAUUAUCACAGUCUCAGUAUUACAACACAAACAGACAGACACUGAUCCUCUGUGACCGUUCAGAUAGUCCACCAGGGUUUACUUUGUUAUAUCUACUGUCACCAAGUGUUAAAAUGAAUAAUAAAUAUUAUAUUUCUAGUUCUCAAUACAGACAAAUCAUGUGUUCUGCAUUUCCACUUAACGCAUCCCAACAUGGACCCUGUGCCAGUGGAAUGUUUGGAACAACAGAAUAUGAUUGUGGCAAUUGUUUUGUCAGUGACUUUUGGCCUCCAUCUGCCUCCUCUUGGAUAGACAGAUGUCACUCAUGGCCCGAGCCUCAUGUUGUUAAUGAUAUAGUAAAAAAUGGAUGUCACUUUGUAGCAAUUGGACAUAAGCUAGGAAGUCAUGAAGACCAUGAAUGGAGAAUUUCUUUCUCUCUGGCAGAACAAAAACUAGUGUAUGCAAUGAAUCACUGUCAAUUCUUAACCUAUGGCUUACUUAAAUUGUUCUUAACAGAAAUAAUUAACAAUGGAGUAGGUGACUGGGUGAUUCAACAAAAUAUGAUACCUCACUGGUCUCCACAAAAUCUCCUGGAGUGUUUCUGGGUUUGUUUUAAACUCAUCCUCAAAUGGGUGUAUGAGGGGGUCUGUCCUAACUUUUUCAUUCCAAAAAACAACAUGUUUCUGAGUAAAAUUCAUGGCGACAAACAACAUCAACUAUUUAUUAGACUGUAUAGAUUGUAUGAGAAGGGUUUAGCAUUCCUGCUACACAGUCCCUCCAUUAAGUCAGAUAUAGAAGAAGUCCUUCAAAACCCGAGACAUCAUUUGUACAGAUGA
Saccostrea cuccullata (small rock oyster) is the source of this 1041-nucleotide messenger RNA. RefSeq lists its product as uncharacterized. The transcript has a single exon. Bases 1 to 1041 code for a protein of 346 amino acids. NCBI's taxonomy places the organism in Eukaryota, Metazoa, Mollusca, Bivalvia, Ostreida, Ostreidae. The record is from RefSeq and is a predicted model, not a curated record.